AUGCCCGAGCUGUGCUCUCCCCGUCUCUCCCCAGCGGCCGUGGAUCAAUGCACCCACGUGGCCCCCUGCGCCAACGGCGGCACCUGCUCCGUGGUGGGAUCCACGCUGACCUGCACCUGCCCCGGGACCUGGACGGGGGAGCGCUGCCAGACAGGGGCCGCCGGCGCGGCUCUGCUGGCCACGGAGACGGGUGAGACCCUGACGCCGGCCACCGACAGCGGUGGGACGGAGCCCAUUGCGCUGACAGCCCGCUCCGUCCCCGGGGUGCAGGGGACCAGCGCCCAGCAAGGAGCACCCCUGGGAACCCAGGCGUCCGGGACGUGGACGCUGGGGGAGCCUGGCGCCGAGAGUCCUGGGCCCCACGGUGUGGAGGGACGCCCUGAAAGCAGGGGCUUCUCCCCCUACCCCAGGACACGAGCAAACGGGAGCGCCGCGGCAGGGCCGUGGACGGAGCCCUUCACCACAGCGUCCCCAGACGGGCCCCCGCGUGUCUCCAGCGGCGCCCCGGAGCCGGCCGCCACCCCCGCGGCGCCAGCGCCCCGCUCGCCCCUGCUCCGCGGACCCCUCACGCUGGCGCCUGACGCGCUCCCCAGCACCCGGGACUCUCGCCCCAGCCCUGCCUCGGCACGGACGGAGCUGGCGAGUGACGCCCCGGCCUCUACGUCCGGCUGGUCUUGGAAAGGCGGGGGCCUGGGGGCCAGCGUGGCCCAGCCAGCCACAGACCGGACUGCGGUGCCCGGACCGGAGACCAUGACCCCGAGUGACCGCAGCAAAGAGCCCGAGGCGUCCACGCCGCCCAGGGGCCUGGCGCCGCUAUCGACAGACCCCCCGGCUCUCGCCUCGCGGCCUGCGACCCAGUACCCGCAAGGACCUGGCGCGGGGGGGAGCCACGGUGUGGCCACGUCCUCCCUGCCGCCUGUCUCCAGUGCUCCCCGUGCUGCUCCUGCGCUGCCGUCGCCGCGGGCCACCGAUGGGGACGGGGACACGAGUGUCACGGCGACGCUGCAUCAGGAGACGGCACAUCCAGGGACCCCUCGCACCACCGCGGCGCUGCCCCCCGGCCCUGGCACCCCACGGGCCAGCGCUCCCCAGGGCUCCUUCCCGCCUGCUGCCCCGGAGCCACGUGGGAGCCCCACGUCCGCCUCGGAGAGGGGCCUGCUCGGGUCCCCGCCUGUCCCGGGACCCUCCACACUCAGCUCAUCUCUGUCUUGGAGCGCAGCGACCGCAGGCCCUGCCACGGCUGCAUCCCCCUCGGCCUCGCGGCGCUGGAGCAGCGAGACGGCGAGGCCGGUGCUGGAGCUGUCACCUGGGCUCACGAGCACCACGCCGAGGCCGUCCAGCCCCGCCACGGAGCCUGCGCCCCCCAGCAGCGCGGCACAGACCCUCCCAGGCAGCAGCAGCACCCCAGGGGCUCAGCCCAGGCCCAGGCACCCCGUCCCCAAGCUGGCAUCGACCGCCGAGAGCACCGGGUCCCUGCCACGUCCGGCAGCCACAGGCAACGUCCCCCGGACGCGGGGCCCGCCCCCUGCCCGGCCUGCGAGCAGCACCGGGACGGCAGCUCCUGGUGCCGGCACCCGCCUCGGGGACGCUACGCCAGCUGCGAGACCUGGCCCGGCCGGCGUGACCGAGGCCCCGGCUCCAGCUGGACCCGCUGGGGAUGGCCACGGCACGGCCCAGCGCGUCUUCGUGGUGGAGGAUCAGCCCCCGCUCCUCAAAGCGCACGUCCUCCGUGUCCCCUGUGAGCUGGUGCUGGAGAUGGAGCUGGUCCCGGCGCUCCAGGACCCGGCGUCGCGGGAGCACCAGGGCCUGGUGCAGAGCUUCAACGAGACGGUCGCGCCUCUCUUUGCCGCCGUGCCGGGCUUCCAGCGCCUGGAAGUGAAGAGGAUCGGACGGGAGCAGCCACGGCCCCGCUCGGAGCUGCAGCCCUGGCCAGGCGGCGCGGUCCUGGAGUACGACGCCCUGUUUGCGCUGGAGCAGGGGCGCUGGCCGGCGCCCGGCGUGGGAGCCCUGCUCAACCUGACCAUGCAGUCCGGCCUGCGCAUCGCCAACGCCAGCGUGCUACGUGGCGCCGUGCUCGAGACCCGGCUGGACCCCUGCGCCCUGCUCUUCGCGUGCCCGGCCGGGUUCGAGUGCGUCGGCCGCGGAGACGGGAACGCCAGCUGCACGUCAGUGUGCCACCGCGACUACUGCAAGAACCACGGCAUCUGCACGCACCCCCGGGGCCGCGAGCCCGUGUGCCAGUGCCCGGUGGGCAGCGACUACUGGUUCAUGGGGCUGCGCUGCGACUACAAGGUGACGCACCAGGGGCUGCUGGGCGCAGCCUGCGGGGUGCUGCUCAGCGUGGCGCUGGUGGGCGCCGUCAUCGCCGGCCUGGUCAUCCGGCGAGUCAAGACCCUGCUGCUGGAGGCCAAGGUCGACCAGACCAAGAGCAGCUACAGGCGGUUCUGCCGGCUGGACGACGUCUCGGCCCAGUACUGGUCGCAGUCCUGGCUGGCCUCCGCCAACUCCCUGGACAACCCGGCCUUCUGCCCCUCCGAGGAGGUGCUGCACCUGCAGGUGCUGGACAACAGCUGCUGCAGCUGCAAGGACGACUCCCUGCUCGCCGACAGCUGCAAGCCGCAGCCCACGCCGCCCCUCCGCGCCGCCUGCCAGCCCAGUUUCCAGUACGACUGGGAAACCAGUUCCAGCAGCAUGAACGACCCCAUGAUCGACUCGGGGAAAGCCAGUGACAUUUCUGUGUCCAGCUGGCCCAUGGAGCCCAUUCAGUGGACGCCGUUUCCACUCCUGCACCAGCUUUCCCGACAGCGGCCGCACAAAGCCCGGCGGCCCCACUCCUACUGCGAGGGCAUGGAGCUGGUCAAUCUGGAAAGGAGCUGGACGGCCUAGACGGCAGCCGACGCACCACAGGCAACUCCGUUCAGCUUUUGAAACCAACCACGUUUUAUUUUCACAUAACAAGCUCGGUGAAGGAAUCUCAAACACUUGGACAAUACAAUCAAUGCAGGUAUGAUGUCAGUUUUACUCAGUGCAGGAGUCCUGAAGAUUAUCAGCUAAACUUUUCGACGUGAUUUCAGACCGGACUUUGGAAGCCAGCUUUGGUUUGGGACAGCAUCGUUAGCAGUAAAGGAGUUACAGAGAAGUGUCGAGCGACACGCAACGCUGGCAUCCGACAGAGUUAACGACUUACACCUGGCGGGUUGCAAAGACAAGUCUUUAAGAGUUUCUGAACGUCGCAUCAUACUAUGUACAUAGAUGGUCUGCCCUACAGCCAUUUCAGAACAAGCUAAGCCACUGUGAAGAUUGAAAUACAAAUUCCGCACUGCUGCAUUGUUCAUCGUGAUUCAUGUCAAUGAGGUAUAAAUUUUAAACACCAGGACAUUUUUAAGUAUUAAACUUUUAUUUUCCAAAAUGCUCUCCUCAUUUGCAAGUGUCCUGUCGAGGAUCUAGCUGGGCACAGAUGGUGGGGGCAGAUGAAAGCGAGGGCUUGCGAAGUACGGCAGGGGCUAGGACAACGCCAUCCUGAAGGUGCUCACACAAGAAGAGGGGAAGGAAAAGCAAGCUGCAGUUUUCUAAGCUUAGAAUCUCAUCUCCGAGCGGGCGCAGAGGGAGAUCUCUGACGAUAAAAUGCAGGGUUACCUCUUAAAAAUUAAUGCGCCAGAAUAAAAGAAAACCAGACUAUGGGAACACACAGCAAAUAGCAUCAUCGUGAUAUUUUCAUAGUAUAGAAAACAGCCUACAAAUAAAAAAAAAAAAA
Molecule: messenger RNA, 3754 nt
Organism: Alligator sinensis (Chinese alligator)
Lineage: Eukaryota; Metazoa; Chordata; Crocodylia; Alligatoridae
Product: nascent polypeptide-associated complex subunit alpha, muscle-specific form-like
Exons: 10
Coding region: 1-2886 (961 amino acids)
Source: RefSeq, a predicted model, not a curated record